GGCGGCGACGCGCGGACGCCGGCUUCCGACCUCUCCAAGAUGGCGCCCUUUCCCGCCUUCCUGCCUCUCCCUUCAAGUUUCGAAGCGGCUCCGCUCCUCCCUCGCUGAGAGAGAGAGAGAUUGAGAGAGAGAGAGGCGUCUCCGCGGGCCAUGGACGGGGAGAGGAGGGCGGCGGGGGGCUCCGCCAUGGCCCUGCCCGUGUUUUACGGGGCUCUGAUGGCCCUCGUCUUGCUGGGAGCCCGGGACGUGCUUUUCCAGUACGAGGAGAACCGGUGCGGCAUGACCUACAUGUUUGAGUAUCCUGAGUAUCUGAAAAUAAAAUUACCUAAGAAAGUAUCAAAACGUUAUGCAGCCUACGAGCUUUAUCUCUAUGGUGAAGGAAUUUAUGCAGAAGAAAAUAGAAAACUGAUGUUAAGUGGGAUUCCUGUCCUUUUUCUUCCUGGCAAUGCAGGGAGUUUCAAACAAGCACGCUCCCUUGGGUCAAUAGCACUCAGAAAGGCAGAAGAUAUUGACUUGAAGUAUCAUUUUGAUGUCUUUACUGUCAACUUCAAUGAGGAGCUUGUUGCAUUUUAUGGUGGAAGUCUACAAAGGCAGACCAGAUUUGUGCAUGAAUGUAUCAAAGAAAUCUUAAAGUUAUAUAAGGGCCGUGUGUUUGCUCCACGCAGCGUUGCAAUAGUGGGCCAUUCCAUGGGUGGCCUUGUUGCAAGAGCACUGUUUACUCUCAAAAAUUUUAAGGCAGAACUCCUCAAUAUCCUUGUAACUCAAGCCACACCUCACGUUGCACCUGUAAUGCCGUUGGAUCAGUAUCUUACUGAUUUUUACAGAGCUGUGAACCAUAACUGGAUUCGAAAGGCCAAAGAAAUAAGAAAUCUGACCACUCUUUCUGUAGCAGGAGGAUUUCGAGAUUAUCAAGUUCGCUCAGGCUUGGCUUUUCUUCCCAGAUCAAGUCAUCAAUACUCUGCCCUAUCUGUUGUGAGUUCAUCAGUUCCUCGGGUAUGGGUAUCAACAGACCAUCUCUCGAUUGUUUGGUGUAAAGAAUUGAUCUUGGCUACAGUCAGAGCUUUUUUUGAUCUUAUCGAUGAAGAUACUAAACAGAUUACAGAUGAUCCACAAAAGAGAAUGCUAGUGUUGAAACACCACUUUCUGAAGCAUCCAGCAAAAUUCUUUGAAGAAAGGCCUGAAUUAACUACUGAACUAACAGAACCAGGAAGAUGGCUUCAGAUAAAAUCUUCAAAAUGGUCCUACACAGGAUAUAAUCAAUCGGAAGGAAAAUAUUUCACUUUUCACCUCUCAAGCCACAGAAAAUUGUAUAGUCAUGUCUACUGUCAAAACAGUAUGUUGGAUACAAACAGUUGGAUAUAUGGCUGUAUAAAUGGUACCUCAUCUACAUGUCUGCAGGCUGUUGAUUUGACUUGGAAAGCUGAACUGCUACCAACAGUUAAGACCGUGAGUCUGAAACUUCAAGAUUAUCCUUCUUUAACUCAUCUUGCACUUCAUGUACCAGCUGUCAAUGGAAAUAAGUUUACCUUGGACUGUGAGUUCUUUAAUGAAGCUUCAAGAACAUUUCAGCUCCCUGUUACACAGCUUUUUACUCUAGGGCUUUCUUCAAGCAAAAUCCUAUUAAAUUCAACUGGCUUUUUUCACAAUGUUCAGCUCCAACAUUUUGGUCAGACACAUCAGGCUUUUAAGAUCCUUAUAGAGAGCCACUGCCAGUCAGUGAAAGAACGAAAACGCAGCAUAUACCGGCUUCAUAUACCUUGGUCGCAUGAAGAUUCCUUCACUUUGUCUCAGAUUCCAUCUUCGACUGAGAUUUCCGCAAAGCUACACAUUGCGCAGCCUGAAAAUGAUACGACUGUUCCAGUGCUAAAUAUCUAUUCUUCUCCGGAUUGUCAACAUGAAGUCACCGUCAAGACCUCUUUUCUGCAAGUUCUUGGACAGGUAAUAAGGUUCCACGGUGGUGUCCUUCCUGUUUACAUUAUUUCUAAUAUUCUUCUUGCAUAUGGAAGACAGUUAAAGUCCCUGAUUUCAACAGGCAAAUGCUUAGAUUUUAUUCCUGCACUGACUAAAGCAGCCAGACCUUAUAAAGUGGAACCAAUAGUCAAUGUCACCAAAUUCUUAUUGGGGCUUAACUGGUUUAAAGGCAUUUGGAACAUAUUGUUCUUGCCAGAGCUGGAUACUGUUACCUUGAGCCACCAAAAUGUGUGGUUUCCUCUCAUUUCCCUGAGUCUCUUUAUGUUUGGGACUGCCAUAGCCUAUUGGAGUGGCAUACUCUUCAAUUUAUCUCUAAAGCUUUUGUCUUCAGUGCAUCUAGCUUUGAUCAGACCCUCUGGACUACCAUCAGAUAACAGUUUGAUUACUCGAAGAAGGUUGUGCGUUGCUGCUUCUAUGAUUUUUCUUAGUUGGACAACAUGUGGGUCGUUGGUUAUAACAAUCACUUACUUCCAUUACAUCUUCAAGAUUAUUAAACUACAAUCAAUAGUAAGAACAGAACUAAGUGUCCUUAAUAUGCCUUCAAACAACGUGGAACAAAAUUCCAAUUAUUCCAAAAAAGAUAUUGGAAAGAACUGUGGAUCCACAGAGGAGCUUUCGCAAUCGUCUACCAGCAGCUCGGCAGUUGAUGGCAUUAUCGAUAGUCUAAAGAUGCAUGUGUCUAUCAUCAAUUUGCUCACGUGGAUUGUACUACUUUGUUGUCCAUCUUUGAUUUAUUGGCUAAAAAAUCUCAGGUACCAUAUCAGACUGGAUCCUGAUCCAUGUAGAACUCUUGCUGUUAUCCUCGUCUCUGUAUUGGGGAUACUCAUGAACACCAAUACUUCAAAACUUAAAUCAAGUCGACUGUUGAAAAUUGCACUUCGUCUUCCACUUCCUUUCUCUGUGGCUGUUGUUGCUUUUGCACCAUUACAUUUAUACAGAGCACCAUACUUGAUAAUCCUUCCUCUUUCUUUCCAUGCAUUAUGCCACACGGUGUGAGACUUUGCCAAAACACAGGGCCAACAAGCAACAGCCAUGGGAGACUGAACACAGGAUGAUCUACGACAGAACGGGGGUGACAAAAAUGCCGUUUACUGCCAAUGGCUGAAAUGGAAACAAUAUUCAGUAUGCAGGAUGGGGCAUAUCUAAAAGUGAUAUCCUGUUUGGACAAUGUGAGGUUUUCUACUGUACUGUUUUCAAGUAUUUCUUUAAAAAUGCUGUAGAACUAUAGACUUCAGUUGCACAGAAGUCUUGCAUCUGACACUGAUAGCAAGAACUGCAGCACGGUUUCGUUGGUAGGAGGGUAAUCAAUUUUAUUUUUAUUUUUUGCCGUUGUGAACUUUUAUUGUCCUGUACACUCUUAUGUUCUUAAGCACAGUGACCAAAAGGAGUCAUAAAAUUAAGUCGCCAAUAAGACAAUCUGAAAGUUCUUAACUCAGUUAUGGGCAGCUGUUAUAGCUUUAUCCUUCCUUGUGUCUAUAGUAAACUAUAAUGCUGUGCUGCUAGACUGUUGCUGGUGACAAAUCCAAAGCUCUUUCAGAACCUCAACAUCGCUGAAAUUAUUAAAAGCUUAGUGUGUCAAGAUAUAUUCAGUGUAAUUUAGUUUAGUAAGGACAGUAUAUGAACAAUUGUAUUGCUAAAUUGCAAAGUCUAAAACUCAGAGCAGAUUCUUGGGUUACUAUUUCGAUACAGAGAGAUUUAUGCUAGUGUACAGAUAUUGGGAAGCUUAUGUGAGGCUGCUGUCCUCUAAAACACACAUUUGCUAUUUCAUGUGAUUUUGCAAAAUCACAUGAAAUAGCAAAUGCGUGUUUUGGAGGAGGGCAACCUCACGUAAGUUUCCCAAUAUCUCAGCAUAUAAAAACAAACUUGUGCAUUUGCAUAGCUACUCUAAUUAGAUUAAUUAUAUUUAUUAAUUCAUUAGAUUAAUUACUUAAUUAGAUAAAGGGAUUUCAUAUUGAGGAUAGCAUCUGACACACAAACUGGUUUCUUCAAGAGCAGUGAAAUCCUAUAUCACGCCAGUAGAGUUUAUUCAUAGAGGAGGUCCUAGGUCAGUGAUUCUCAACCUGUGUGUCCCCAAAUGUUUUGGCCUUCAACUCCCAGAAAUCCUAACAGUUGGUAAACUGUAGGCCAAAACACCUGGGGACCCACAGGCCAAGAACCACUGUCCUAGUGGAUCAUAGAUUACACUCAUUGUUAUCUCUGUUUUUACCAAAUUUAGCAUCAGUUUUUCUUCAUGAAUAUCAAACCUUCCUUUAAAUAGCAUUUUGAAAUUUAAAUCCAUAUACCGUCUCCUAAUGGUGCUACAUCAAUGUUAAAAACAAUAGAAAUAAAAUGGAGGAAUCACCUUACACCAGAGCUAUGCAUUUGCACUCUUUUAUCUUAAAUUAGUUGAAAGUCCCAACAUUAGUCAUGAUUUGUUAUAUUGACUGAUGAUUGCAGUUUAACAACCUCUGGACUAAAGGUGGGAAUACCUGGAAAAAAUGUGUUUUUUCCCAUUUUUCCACCCCAUCCGCCAUUUUUCUGUUGUUUUUUCCCCCCAGACCUUCCCAUCUCUACUCUGGAAUGCCACAGGUUGGUCACUUUUUUUUUCUUAAGUCAGUGGUGUCAGACUUGUAGCCCUGGCUGGGGUUUCUGGGAGCUGAAGUUCAAAACACCUGGAGGGGAACAGUGCGAGAAACACUGGAAUAAGGUAUUUAAAAAACAGCUCUGGAGAGCUGGAUUGCCUCCAAGGCAGUGGAAGAGAAGAAGGAGAGCUUAUAGGGGAACUAUGGGCAUAUACUUCCAUGUACCAAGAACUUCCGGGUCAAAUUUACUUAAUGGCACAGAAUAAUGUGCCUUCAAACAUCCAAGUGUUUUGAAUUUCUGCUCCCAUAAUCCCUUGCCUUUGGACAAGCUGACUACGACUUCUGGGAAUUGAAGGCCCAAACAUUUGGAGGGCCACAAGUUUGAUGCCUUUGUCUUAAAUGGUUCUGGAAUGAUAGAAGAACACAUGCUUCAAAAGAAUCAAGUAUUUCUCUGUUUGCAAAUACAUUUCAAAAGAAUCUGCUCUGAACCAGGAGCCUGAAUGGCAAAUCCUGAUCCUAUAAAACCAUCUUAAGAACUAACACAUUCUCUGGUACCUUACUGCAAGGCAUUGUAUCCAAAGGCCAGUGCUGCACCCCAUCCGUUUGACCACCAGUGACUGUUUUGUAAAUAUGGUACAGUUUGCUGACCUACUUAUAUGUAUCUGCACCUAUGUCUUACUUCAACAUUAUCCAUUGCCUUUAUGCCUAACACUGAUGUUACUGUACAUAAUGAUUCUCUUCUUCCUCCUGGUUCAAUCUAGGAAAGAGACUUUUCUCCCAAUCAAAAUGCAGUACAUAUUUCUGUCCUGCCUUUCUCCUGUUUGUAUCAUUCGUGCCUGAAGUGCCUCAGUUAUUAAAUAGAAGUGUGUACAUAUUAA
Messenger RNA from Anolis sagrei ordinatus, 5410 nucleotides. It is a transcript of the gene PGAP1, whose product is annotated as post-GPI attachment to proteins inositol deacylase 1. The record is from RefSeq and is a predicted model, not a curated record. Gene Ontology annotation, cellular component: endoplasmic reticulum. Gene Ontology annotation, biological process: GPI anchor metabolic process; endoplasmic reticulum to Golgi vesicle-mediated transport. Gene Ontology annotation, molecular function: phosphatidylinositol deacylase activity. NCBI's taxonomy places the organism in Eukaryota, Metazoa, Chordata, Lepidosauria, Squamata, Anolidae.